Molecule: messenger RNA, 952 nt
Organism: Uranotaenia lowii
Lineage: Eukaryota; Metazoa; Arthropoda; Insecta; Diptera; Culicidae
Exons: 4
Coding region: 110-841 (243 amino acids)
Source: RefSeq, a predicted model, not a curated record
UAGUGACAGAUUGCUAUCAACGCAAUCAAAAAACGUCCGGCUGCAUUCGAAAUGGUGUAGCUAGCUAACGCCAUCAACAGAACCUAAUCGUUCGUCAUUCUGUAUCGACAUGAUGACGACUGUACUGCGGAAAGUUCUUGCAAUAGGCGCAGUUUUUUGUGCUAUUGCAAUUUUUUCAACCAAUGGCGAGGGCCAAAACCAGACCGAGGUGGCUCAGGAAGUGGAACAGCAAGUCCAGGAAAAGUUGCAACAUUUCCGGGAAGUGUGCAUCAACGCUAGUGGAUCCGACGAAGGUUAUUUGCAGUUCAUCCACGGAUUGGAAUACUCUCAAAAGUGCAUUCCGCAGAUCGUCGAUAUGAGCGCCUUGACCGAAGAUAUUCAAACUUUGACCAACAGUACGCGUGCCGCUUUUGCUCAAAAAUACUGUCCACAAUUCAACCUAUCUGUUCCUUGCUUCGGAGAAGCUUUCGAUGGAUUGGCCAAGUGUUCUGGGAAGGAUCAACCUGAUAAAAUGAAGACUCUCAACUUCAAAAUCAUCUACAGCUUUGUGGAUGCAGUUUGUCGAAACGAUGGCCUUCUCAUAAUGGGUUUCCUUGAUCCCAAAUUUUCGUCCUGCCUACCCGAAUUCGUUCAAUCGGCAUUCGGUUGUGGUGCGGCUAGUUUGUUGAACGCCAAAUCGUUGGAGCAUUUGACCGAGCAGCAGUGUCGGGAUAUGAAGGGGGCUCAGGAUUGUAUGCGCGAGAAGGUUGAGAAGUGUCAAUCGGAAAGCAUGACGGAAAUUUUGGAUGCCGUGCUGCAACCCAUUAAGAACUUUACCAACUGCAAAAAUUUGGCCGAGUGAGAGGUGCGGAAAUAUUACAAUCAUAUAAAUGUUAACUUGAACAACGACUAUUUAAGGAUUUGUGGAAUACAAUUGUUUUUCUUUAUAUAAACUGCUGAAAUGUUUAGAAAA